AUAACCCCAAAACAGUGAAAUGUAAUUUGCUGGAAUUAACUAUCCGGAACAAUAAAUUAAAAACAGCAAGUGAGAAAUCUAACGACGAAUACCACAGAAAAGGUUUAUAAAGUAAUUUUGUUGACUGACCUGCCUAUCAGAAUUUCGUUAGUGAACUGAUUGCUAAUUUACAUACAAAUGAGCCGCAGCCAACAUGCAUAGUUCCACAUACAAAAACGCAACUGCCUGACGGUCGAGUCUUGCAGUCGGAAGCGUCCCUUUGUCCACAAGUCACAUUCCAAUUAUUACUGUCGCUGACGAUGACAUCUUUGCCCGACACCAUGACCGGUUCAGGAACCACUGCAGUCGCGAUACCGAGCAGUAAGAAGCCAGGUACAUGUGUACGUCAGGGAUUCAACUUUCUCAUCUGUACGGUACUUCUUGUUGCCAUGACUUACCUGUCUAUUUAUUCAGACGUCAUCAACAUAACGCCAAACAUCGAACAGGAUGUCGCCCGUUCCGACGCUUCUAAUGACACUGGUUCCGGGUUAGACGACACUGCAAUAAUUCCGAAAUACGCUAGGCUCGACAUCGACGGCGUUGAAAGGAAAGCAGAAGGUCGCUGUAAGGAGAAGACGAGGUUUGCCUUCAUCAAAGUGCACAAAGCCGGCUCUACAACAGUCCAGUACAUCUUCCAGCGAUUCGGGCAUCGUCGCCAUCUUCAUUUUGUGUUGCCAAGCCGCCCAAGCGUUAAUAUUGGUUGGCCGUACCUGAUGAAGAAAGAGGACUACCUCCAGCCCAUUCCCGGCCGUCCCUUUGACAUGCUGGUGUUUCACACGGUGUACAACAGGGAGAUCUUCAGGAACCUACUGCCCAACAACACUGUGUACCUGGCUAUAGUCAGGGAGCCUUACAGUCAUUUGCAGUCCGUCAUCAACUUCUUUCACCUGAGGCGACUGUAUGGUCUGCCGAAAGACGACCCCGUCCAGUUCUUCUUGCAGAGCCCGGCGGAAUUGGAAGGUGCCUACUUCCAGUCCCACAAUCUCAGCACCUUCUCCAAGACCAAGAAUCUCAUGGCCUACGAUCUCGGCAUCCCGACGAAAAUGUCGGAAAACGAAGAUUACGUCCAUGACUACGUCGCCCAGUUGGACCGGGACUUCCUGCUGGUAAUGGUGCUGGAGCACUUCGACGAGUCGCUAGUCAUGCUGAAGCGCUAUAUGUGCUGGCAGCUGACCGACAUUCUUUACAAAGUACAGAACGGUCGAAAGUGA
Molecule: messenger RNA, 1250 nt
Organism: Branchiostoma floridae (Florida lancelet)
Lineage: Eukaryota; Metazoa; Chordata; Leptocardii; Amphioxiformes; Branchiostomatidae
Product: galactosylceramide sulfotransferase-like
Exons: 5
Coding region: 300-1250 (316 amino acids)
Biological process (GO): glycolipid biosynthetic process
Cellular component (GO): membrane
Molecular function (GO): galactosylceramide sulfotransferase activity
Source: RefSeq, a predicted model, not a curated record